AUGGCUUCCAUGUCGCCCAUCAAUACCUCUGUGCCUGUGUCGGGAGACUCGUCCAAUGGGGGCAGUGUCUCGCCAAGGCAGAGUGCAACUCCCAAGAAUGUCGCAUUUGAGCUUCUCUUCUUGGAAUCGCCUCAGUACCGGGCGCGCUUGCCCAUGCGAGUGCAGAUCUACCCACAUGACACUACAGACUCAAUAGUCACAACCGUCAAGAACUUUUACGGCUUGUACUCUGGUCCCACAGGCUCCAAAGGCGUCAGUUUCGAGGACGAGCACGGAAACACGCUCAUUGCUCGAUAUGAGAACUUCCGAAACAACAUGGUUGUCUACGUUCGAGUAAUUGAGGAGUCUCCUGCUGCCUCGACUGGCUAUAGCCAACAUGCAUUCCACCAACAGUCCAUUGGUGCUGCAGAGUCCUAUUAUGAGCAGGACAACUACCAGCCUCAACAGAUGCAUGCUCCGUGCUAUGCUCAGGAUGUCGCCCGGCCCGGGUCUACAGCCUCACGGAGGCGCAGCCCGUCUCCGAGUGGUAGUCGUGGCCGGAGGAGCGAUUCUACAGGCACAAAUGAAAAGCAAGGGCGGUCUAGAUCUGCCAAGGAUCGUAGAGCCUUCAACCACGCACACUCCGAUGCUUAUAGUGACAGCAUGAACGGGUACAGCAGUGGAGAUGGCGCCCCCAGCAGCACUUCUGGCAAGAGCAAGGAGCAGCUUGGGACUACGGAUAUUAGUGUCGAGAAUAUUGUCGAAGGUGGCCGUCGCAAACGAGCCAAGUUUGAGAGUUCGGAAUUGCCCUUGUUUGCACCACCCCAGAUGCCAGCGGCAACCUCCAAUCCUUCGGUUUCGCCCGCUCGCCGUGCGGAGCACCAGCGCCCGUCGCUUCCCUUUGUGCAUCCUGGGCAACAUCCAUUUGCAAACCCCCGGCCGAUGCAAUCUCCUCAAAGCUAUAACAAUGUUCAGCCUAGCAUGUAUGCUACGCCUGCGCAUGGCCAUCGUUCCCGCGACAGCAUCGGAUACGCCAGCAACGGCAGUGGUGUAGGCUCUGGAAUGGGAAUCCUGCCCACACCCGACCCCACAGUUGGGAGUUGCAUGUCUGAGGAAGACAAGGAUGUCGCCAUUCAACUCAUGCGACUAGGCGACAUGUCCAAUAUUUCUCACGGUCGCACGUCGGCAUCAACGCUGGAUGAUACCUUUAGCGGCCGGGCUGACGCCGCGUCGUCCACUGGAGCCACUAGUGAUGGCGAGAGUGAUAGCGAGGACGAGUUGCCGGUGUCGCGCCGGCAAAGACUGGAUGCCUCUGGAACUGCCAGGCUAAUCUAUCCGUCUACUGAAACAGGUUUCAACCCUGCUGCUACUGAGGCUCCUGAUGCCAGCGGCGAUGACGCUGUAUAUGAAGACGGCACUUCUGGAGCGCAUGCAGGCAGCCGCAAGCCCAUCCAGGCAAAGAGCAAGCCGGCAGUUACCAAGCAACGUCCCACCCCUUCUGUAUCAAAGGCAUCAUCGGUCCAAAAGGCUCCCAAAGCUCCCCGCCCCGUCAACAGCAUCAAGACGAAGAAACUGCCUGCUACUGCUACAGUCCCCGGCCCAAUGUCUCCUGCCUCAACCACUCACUCAAGGAAACCAUCGGUUGCAUCGGUUGGACAGAUUCCCCAGCCUGGCGAGGACGAACAGCCUGAUCUCUCCACCAAGCCUCGCUGCCAACGUUGCCGCAAGAGCAAGAAGGGAUGCGAUCGUCAGCGUCCGUGCGGACGAUGCCGAGAUGCGGGACUUUCUGCUGAUCAGUGCAUCAGCGAGGACGAAGGCAACGGCCGCAAAGGGCGAUAUGGUCGCCAUAUGGGCGUGCCGAUCAAGAAGGAUGAAGUCACGACUCCGCUGCAGCCUGCUCUGUUGCCGGCGGCUCCCAUCACGACAGCUGCAAUGACGGCUGACAAGGUCAAGAAGCGCAAGAGGUAG
Molecule: messenger RNA, 1947 nt
Organism: Metarhizium brunneum ARSEF 3297
Lineage: Eukaryota; Fungi; Ascomycota; Sordariomycetes; Hypocreales; Clavicipitaceae
Biological process (GO): regulation of DNA-templated transcription
Molecular function (GO): zinc ion binding; DNA-binding transcription factor activity, RNA polymerase II-specific
Source: RefSeq, a predicted model, not a curated record